AUGGAUGACUCAAUUCUUCACAGAAAUAUUGAUGAUGUAGACGAAAAGACUAAAGGGUUGUUCGACAACUCCUGUGAUUUUCUUGGAUUCAAAUGCAAAGAUGAGAAUUUUAUUGCCAACUUGAUGAAUUAUUCUUUACUUGUUGGAGCUGAGAAGCUGUUGAUGGCUCGAAAAUCGUCCAAACCAUUGGAUUGCUCUACUUUUGAGGCCUGUAAUGAUAGUGAAGUGAAUAUUUCUGAGAUUGGAAGAAAUGAAGGUAAAUGUGUGCCUGGGAACUACAAAACUUCGAGUCGAUAUCAUCAAAAGAUUGGAUCGAACAAUGAGCUUUUUGAUAUGUCGAAACUGAUGAAUUUUCCUGCAGAAAGUAUUGCUUUCUUGGCAAUACUAAUGCUCAAAAUGGCUGGUUUUCAACUAAAUCUCUUUCUGAGAUUUUUCACUUUUCCCAUUUUGAUAUUCAACUUUUGGCUAAUGAUCUUGAUGUUUACAUUUCAAACUUUAAUAUGCAUUAGAGAGAAUUUGAAGAAAAGGCUGCUGAGAAUAUGCAAUGCCUCCUGCUCAAUCUCGAUUGGCUUCGUGCUUAAUCAGUUUACCGCGCAAAAGUUAAUGCUGAGAAUGGCGUUAAGAUUCGGUUGGGCCAUUUCGUGCACAUUCUAUGUUUUGUUCUUGCUAUUUGGUCUGCUACUCUCAGGGUUUGUAAUAGGUAGUCUUAUAGUGAGAAAUCUGGUAGAAGAACCAAUGCAUGCUACUAAAAUCCUAAAUUUCGACUACACCAAAACUAACCCGGUUGCUUUUGUGCCUAUUACACCGUCCCUCAUCCCUAAUGUGCCUUCCAGCCUUGAUUCGAAACAGAGAAUGCCUUCUUCAGACUACGUAGGACAGCGCCCCAUUCCUAAUAAUCACAAGUUGCACCUUUCUGUCUCGUUAACAUUGCCCGAGUCUGAGUACAACAGAAAACUCGGAAUCUUCCAGAUUAGGGUCGAGAGCAUGUCUGCAAGAAGUGAAGUACUAGCUAGUUUGAGCUAUCCCACAAUGCUUCGGUUUAAAAGUCCGCCAAUUCGACUGAUUGAAACCAUGUUGAAAACUGUUCCACUCAUAACUGGUUUGCAAUCAGAAGUUCAAACACUAAAAAUCGACAUGAGGGAUUAUAUGGAAGGACACGAACCAACAGCCUUUUUUAAGGUGAUUCUGGAACAAAGAGCAGAAUUUAAAGCUGGUUCCGGUGUACCUGAAAUUUACGCUGCAUCACUCGAUAUAGAAUCUGAGCUCCCCGGAUUAAAGAGAGCUAUAUGGAAUUGGAGGCGAACAAUUUUCGUGUGGAUCAGCAUUUCAUCAUUUAUGGGUGAAUUGAUAGUCGUUUUACUCGUCUGCAGGCCUAUUAUUCUUCCCACAGGAAGGUCCAAAGGUUUUGGCUCGAAGAAGAAAUCUCAACAGAAUAAACUUCCAUGGAAUAAAUUCAAGAAGAUGUAG
Messenger RNA from Fraxinus pennsylvanica, 1467 nucleotides. The record is from the annotation of a GenBank genome assembly. NCBI's taxonomy places the organism in Eukaryota, Viridiplantae, Streptophyta, Magnoliopsida, Lamiales, Oleaceae.